GUUACAUGAAAAUAACACCCAAAAUGUAAACAAAACAUUAAAAUGAAGAAAAAGGACAAGCGGAAUACUCUAUAUAUUUUCCAGAUUAUUAUUAGGAUAUUAUUAGUUUUACUACCUCAAACAGGCUAUAUCCAUCCAGAUGAAUAUUUUCAAUCUGUAGAAGUCUUAGCAGGUAAAAUUUUCGAUGUACAAUGCAGUCCACCAUGGGAGUUCAAUGUAACAACUCCUAUUCGGAGUAUGACAAUACCAUACUUCACAAUAGGAAUACCAUAUGGAAUAAUGCGAAAUUUCAAUGCCCUCAGCAAGCAAUAUUUAAACCAAGCGCUGCUAACUCCUUACAUGCUGCUCAUUGUGCCCAGAAUACUAAUGUGUCUUUGUUCUUUCCUUGUUGACUAUUGUUUGUACAAACUUUGCUUGAAUAAUAACGAGAAGUACAAAUCUCGUCUAAUAAUACUAGCUAGCUCAUAUGUGAUGAUAGUAUAUGGUACUAGAACAUUUUCGAAUACCGUAGAAUUGGUGCUAUUUUCUCUGUUAUUGUAUUUUGUAUGUGAAAGCUUAAUAUUUAAUAAUACUCUAUUAAGGAAAAAGGAAUAUUUAAAUUUUAGGUAUGAUAAAAGUAAAACUACUGUAGAUAAAGCAAAAUUCCAUAAGUUACGUUUGUAUUUAACGUCUGAUUCAUACAGAAGUUGUUUUAUUAUCAGUACCAUAACUGUAUUUGGUUUCUUUAAUAGACCUACAUUUUUAGCUUUCUCAGUGAUACCGAUAUUCUUCUGGUUGUACAGAGGAAUAGGCAGCAAAUCAGUAUCUCCAGUAACGUUUUAUUCCAGACUUCUAGUCUUUGCCCUAUGUACCGUUCCCUCCUUUUUAUUUAACAUUUUUAUAGAUUCCUUAUAUUACGCCUACCUUACUUGGGGUGAAAUUGGAAUGUUGACUGUAUCACUCAACAAUUUCGUUUUCACUCCUUUAAAUUUUUUAAGAUAUAACACCAAUUUGAAAAAUUUGGCGAUACAUGGGUUGCAUCCAAGGUUUUUGCAUGCGCUGGUGAAUAUUCCAUUGCUUUUUAACGUGUUGGGAGUUUGUGGUGUCUUUGCCGUGGGACAAUAUUUGUAUCUAUGCUGCUUGAAGAAAUUUAACCUGUUACCAACAGUACGAAGCAUAAAAUGUUUAAUGACGCUUUCAUUCAUUGUGCCUUUAGCGAUGUUGUCCAUUUUUCCACACCAAGAACCAAGAUUUUUAAUUCCAUUGAUAGUGCCGUUAGUCUACCUUCAUGCUACAACAGUGUUGCCAGAGACGGACUAUAACCUCGUGGAAGCUCCAAAGGUUCCAUCUGUAGUACCAGUUAAGAAGAAAACGCAGUCUUAUGUACUUCUCAGGGUAUGGUUACUGCUUAAUACAAUUCUUACGUUGUUGUAUGGAUUUCUUCACCAAGGAGGAGUUUUUUCAGCUACAAAUUAUUUGUCGCAGCAAAUGAAGAUAGUCUCCAGCAGUACUGAGUACCAUAUUGUUACUAGUCACAUAUAUUCGUUGCCUGAAUCGUUUUUCUUACAAAGAUCGCAAUAUCAACUGUACUUACGAGGUCAAGUAGACCGUACAAUGAAAAAACGGGUAUUUCUUUAUGAGGAAGGUUCUAAGGACCUUUCCUUGAUUCUGAAAAAGAUAAAACUUAUAAUUAAUUUAGGGAAAAAGGAUGAACACAAAACGUACCUAUUGAUCUCAGGGAGCCUUGAAGAUGACUUAGAGUAUGCUUCAUUGAAAACAGAUUUAAAAUUACAUCUGCUUAAAAGAUUUAGCCCUCAUUUGAGUUUUGAAGCAUUUCCUAAUUUCUCUAUGUACUGCUUAGAUUUUGUGAAGCCUAUGUAUCGAGGAAAUUGCAUUCCCUUGCCUCUAGAUCAGUAUUUCAACUGGUUAUCAAGCCUUUUUGCUUUGAAUUUGUAUAGAGUUGAGAGUAGUAAUAAUUUUACCUCGUUACAUUCCGAUAAUGAAUAGUUUAGGUUAGGUUAGGUUCGAUUUGAGUGGGUGUUUGACCACUCCUCCACUCGAUCAAUGAAUGAAUAGUUAGCUCGGGGAAAUAAGAUAUCUUUCGAGAAUGUGACAAAUCCAGGUACCUAUCUGAAAAUUUUUAUAUAGUUAAUUUAGGCACAUAUAACGAAAACCGAUUAGUUUUCUGCAGAUUUCGGAGCCAUUUUUUUAAAUAUUAAUGUUAUUGUUGAGCUUUUCGUAUCCUCAUACAAACAUCGUCUUUUGUACGUCCGCUUUCUGUUAUGACACUUCCAAGAUACCUAAAGUUUUCCACAUUUUCAAUCUGCAUGUUGUCGAUAUUAAAUAGCGUGUUAUUCUUUGCAUUUAUUCUCAUGGAUUUGGUUUUACUAAUAUUGAUUUUCAAAUCUAUUUUAUUGGCCUCAGUGGAAAGUGUUUCCUAUAAGUUUAUUGCCUAUAAUAACUAAAAAAAUUCAAUGGAACUGGAUUUGUCACUGUCCCAAACAGGGUCUUUUUUGCUUAUUUCCCAGUACCUACUAAAUAUAAGGACGUGUCUUGUCGACACGCCAAAUAUAAGAAAUUGCGAGUAAAGUGUCCGAGUAAGCCUUAUGCAAUUGUUAUAUUUCUUUAUAAACAUUUUGGUAUUUUUUGUGUUGCUUAGGCUUACAUAAUGCAAUAUCAUGAUACAGACUGUUUAGUUUUCAAUUAGAUAUACAUACUAUAAAUGGCAACAUUGCUGCCCCGCAGCCCACCUAAUUCGCUUCGAUUCAUUGAGUCAUUCGUCAUUCUACAGUGAGAAUGCAACUCUCUCUCUCUCUCUCUCUCUCUCUCUCUCUCUCUCUCUCUCUCUCUCUCUCUCUCUCUCUCUCUCUCUCUCUCUCUCUCUCUCUCUGAUAAGCAAUGUUGGCGAUUUUAGUGCUUCCUUCAUAAUCUAAUGAAGCAUUAAACAAUCAGUAUGUAUAUCAAGUUUCAAGUCACACAUUUAAUACUUCCACAUUCCACUUUUAUAUUUUAGCCAUUUAGUGCAUAAUUUCCGUCCAUUAUUUACACAUUAAUAUAAGUUUCACCAUUUAUUUCCCGAAGUUUCUGCAGUUAAUGUGUUUUAAGGUAGUGUGAUAAUGUCUUACCGAAGAUGAUGUUGUCUUCUUUAUUUUUGUGCUAAUUUAAAUAGCUGGUAGGUGCAAGAAAUAAGGUUUAACAGAAUUUUUUUGUAAUCUGUUGUUUAAGAAGUACCGAUUGUUUUUAAACUAAAGUUGGGAAAUUCGAAUUUAAUUUUUAGUACUCUGUUAAUAUAAAGUAAUGUUGUAAGUUAUACUUAGAUCAAUAAUAAGUAUACCAAGGGGACAUGUAUACUUAUUAUGUACAGAGUAUACAAGUAUACUCUGGACAUGUAUACUGGAUAAAAAACUUUUCCUGCCCAUUUACUGUGUAUGAAUUAUACAAAUUAGACCAUGGCGGAUCUAUUUUGAGGUAGAUGUGAGACAUUUCAUUCUGUUUUAUUAUUAUAAAGAUUUUCUAUGCGAAUUAUGAAGGUCUUAAGUGCAAGUGGUUAAAAAAUUGAACAAGAAAAGGCUUGUUUGUCCCCCUUUUUGUAUUUAUUGCUAUUUUGCAGCAAGAGUAAUAAAUUAGAACAUUUUACCGAGUCGUAUCCCAUAGAAAAUUUAAUUAUCUUUAUUUUAUUUCAGUAAGACUUUGCUCCCAAAUGAAUCGUUUUAAAUAUUUUGAGUUUUUGAUUAAUAUUCUCGAACCAUUUGUGAGGGAAAAGUCAAUUAUUAUUAUUGAACCUAUUAAACAACUUUUUCUGCAAAAAUCAGAAUGCCACAUCUCACAUCCACCUCAAAACGGGCAGACACGAAUUGAGGACCAAAAUGAAAUUUUAAGUAAGGGUUUACUUUUAUACCUGAAAAAAAUCGCACGAAUUGAGGACCAAGACUUCUGAUAAAGAAAUCAUUAUACUCAGGCAUAAAAUAUUAUUAAAAGUAGGAAUCCCAAUAAUCGUAGAUACUUAUUACCUAUUUAAGAAACAAUAUUUUAAACAUACUGACUUACUUUCCGUGUCCGGAACACCAACAACUUUAAAUUCUGUAUUUCCAA
Diabrotica virgifera virgifera (western corn rootworm) is the source of this 4071-nucleotide messenger RNA. RefSeq names its product GPI mannosyltransferase 4 (gene PIG-Z). The transcript is spliced from 3 exons. Gene Ontology annotation, molecular function: alpha-1,2-mannosyltransferase activity. The record is from RefSeq and is a predicted model, not a curated record. The coding region runs from base 43 to 1986 and encodes 647 amino acids. Gene Ontology annotation, biological process: GPI anchor biosynthetic process. Lineage: Eukaryota; Metazoa; Arthropoda; Insecta; Coleoptera; Chrysomelidae. Gene Ontology annotation, cellular component: endoplasmic reticulum membrane.